Molecule: messenger RNA, 1183 nt
Organism: Trifolium pratense (red clover)
Lineage: Eukaryota; Viridiplantae; Streptophyta; Magnoliopsida; Fabales; Fabaceae
Product: beta-galactosidase 1-like
Exons: 3
Coding region: 14-694 (226 amino acids)
Biological process (GO): carbohydrate metabolic process
Cellular component (GO): vacuole; cell wall
Molecular function (GO): carbohydrate binding; beta-galactosidase activity
Source: RefSeq, a predicted model, not a curated record
AUUAGUCUGAUAAAUGUUACUACAUUAUAUGCUAUUACAGACUACUUUUGACGCACCUGCUGGAGUUGCACCGUUGGCUUUAGACAUGAACAGCAUGGGAAAAGGUCAAGUUUGGUUAAACGGACAGCAUCUUGGACGAUACUGGCCUGCUUAUAAAGCAUCUGGUUCUUGUGAUUAUUGCAAUUAUGCAGGAAUUUAUAAUGAGAAAAAAUGUGGAACUAACUGCGGCGAGGCUUCUCAACGAUGGUAUCAUGUUCCUCAUUCCUGGCUGAAACCAACAGGGAAUUUGUUGGUUAUGUUUGAGGAAUUGGGUGGGGAUCCAAAUGGCGUAGUUUUAGUUAGAAGGGAUAUCAAUAGCGUGUGUGCUGAUAUUUAUGAGUGGCAACCAAAUCUUGUUAGCUAUCAAAUGCAAGCUUCUGGUAAAGUUAAGGUACCAGUGAGUCCGAAAGCACAUUUGUCAUGUGGUCCUGGACAGAAAAUAUCAUCGAUCAAAUUUGCUAGCUUUGGUACACCAGUAGGAUCAUGUGGAAACUACCACGAAGGAAGUUGUCAUGCUCACAAGUCAUAUGAUGCCUUUCAAAAGAAUUGUGUUGGUCAAAGUACAUGCACCGUGACAGUUUCACCUGAAAUUUUCGGAGGUGAUCCAUGUCCAAAUGUCAUGAAGAAACUCGCAGUAGAAGCCAUUUGCACCUGAUCAUUUUCAACCUUAGAAAAUAAACGGAACAAAGAUCACAUAAUAUAUUUUUCUUCGUUUGGUAAUCCGAUACAUGUUUUUUGGUUCUAUUAAAGCCUAUACUUCUAAGAUCACCACCAGCAUUGAAUUUGGCAUUACCAAGGUGAAGUUGCAGAUAAACACAACACACCAUCUGGUUAAAAAAGCCUAUAGUAAAUUACUGUGAUGAUUGUGGUUAUUAUGUGUGUGUAUAUAUAUUGGUGUUUCGACUUGUUAUACAAAGGCGAAGGAAGGUGAAGUUGGUUGAUGAUGCACAUUGAGACGAUGCCAAUUGAGUCCAUGUGCUGCAAAUUGGUUUUUGAUUGUGUGGAAGUCUCUUGCUUCCUGUAAAAUUAUUAUUGUUGUAAUUGUUUUCCCUCGUAGAUUCAUGGGGAGAGAGCUAUUUAGUUUCUUUUUUCUCCUUAUAAGAAACAUUCCAUUGUAAUAAAUGUUAUGUUAUUAUCCUUUUAA